This is a messenger RNA of Megalobrama amblycephala (Wuchang bream), 2316 nucleotides long. It is a transcript of the gene nr5a1b, whose product is annotated as nuclear receptor subfamily 5, group A, member 1b. Bases 324 to 1832 code for a protein of 502 amino acids. The transcript is spliced from 7 exons. Gene Ontology annotation, biological process: regulation of transcription by RNA polymerase II; tissue development; hormone-mediated signaling pathway. Gene Ontology annotation, molecular function: nuclear receptor activity; zinc ion binding; RNA polymerase II cis-regulatory region sequence-specific DNA binding. Gene Ontology annotation, cellular component: RNA polymerase II transcription regulator complex. NCBI's taxonomy places the organism in Eukaryota, Metazoa, Chordata, Actinopteri, Cypriniformes, Xenocyprididae. The record is from RefSeq and is a predicted model, not a curated record.
CCUCCCCAUCCUCAGUACCUGUUGCAAUAGGCGCUUCUUCCUGUCGCUCAUUUACUCCUUUUUGUAUGUGUGUGCGUGCGCGCGCGUGUGCGUGAAUAUGAGGGCACGUCUACUGUGUGAACGCACGAGGCCAAACACUAAUAAAGAGCUGCUGCCCUCGCAGACAUCACACAGGUUUUUUACCCGGGAAACACGCACAAAGUGAACCGGCAGGAUCGCGCGGGUGUCGCGGCUCUAGUGAUUAAAUUCCUCGCGCAGAGAUCAGCAGCACUGAAGCACCGCAGAGGAGCAGAGAGUCACUGACAGGCGCUCGGCGGGGCGGGAUGGACUACAGUUAUGAUACGGACCUGGAAGAGUUGUGUCCGGUGUGUGGCGAUAAAGUUUCUGGCUAUCAUUAUGGUUUAUUAACCUGCGAGAGCUGCAAGGGUUUCUUUAAGAGGACCGUACAGAAUAACAAACGGUACACAUGUGCAGAGAGUCAAGACUGUAAGAUUGAUAAAACCCAGAGAAAACGGUGUCCAUUCUGCCGCUUCCAGAAAUGUCUGAACGUCGGGAUGCGGCUGGAGGCUGUCCGUGCUGACAGGAUGCGAGGAGGGCGCAAUAAAUUCGGCCCCAUGUACAAACGAGACCGGGCGUUAAAGCAGCAGAAGAAAGCUCUCAUCCGGGCGAGUGGCGUAAAGAUGGAAGCCACGCCCCCUUUGCUGUCAUCACCGCAGUCUGACUACAGCUUCAGCACUGCUCUCUCGGUUCCAGCUCAAAAAAACACCCACCCGAACAUCGGCACCCCGGUGGCCCCUACCGAUUAUGAACGCAGCCUGUACGCAUCCAGUUCCUUGAGCUUAUCUCUCCCCAUCCCGGCCCACACCCCUCUGCCAGCACAGUACCCGUAUCCAAACCUGCCCAGCCGUGCCAUCAAGUCUGAGUAUCCCGACCACUACACAAGCUCAGAGCACUACACCAGCACCAGCUCCCCAGAAUCGGUUCCAGGCUAUACGUACAUCGAUCAGACGCGAGUGUCGACCAGCCCAGCCGUGGCCCUGCCGGGCUUGACGGUACCGCCGUUGGUUCUGGAGUUUGUUCGCUGUGAGCAAGACGAGCUGCAGGUGCAAAGCAAGAUAAGCGCUCACCUGGCCCACCUGCAGCAGGAACAGAACUCUCGGAGUGCGGCGGCCAAUCAGGAACAGAACACACGCCUCGCAGCCAAACAGGAACGACUCAGCACCUUCGGCCUGAUGUGCCACAUGGCCGAUCAGACGCUCUUCUCCAUCGUGGAAUGGGCACGUAGCUGCAUCUUCUUUAAGGAGCUCAAGGUGGGAGAUCAGAUGAAGUUGCUGCAUAAUUGCUGGAGUGAGCUUCUUGUGCUGGAUUACAUCGCCAGACAGUUGCAUCAUGGGAAAGAGGACAGUGUGCUUCUCAUUACAGGACAGGAGGUUGAGCUCGCGUCUUUGCUGGCCCAGGCAGGGGUCACUCUGAGUGGGAUGAUACAGAGAGGUCAGGAGCUGGUGCAUCGUCUACAAGAGCUUCAGCUGGACCGCAGAGAAACUGCCUGUCUUAAAUACCUCAUCCUCUUUAACCCUGAUGUGAAACUGUUGGAAAACCAGCCUUACGUCGAGAGCGUGUACGAGCAGGUGAACGCCGCGCUGUUGGAGUACACGCUGUAUGCGUAUCCGCAAUUCCCGGACAGGUUUAGCCAGAUUCUGCUGCGCCUUCCCGAGCUCAGAGCGCUGAGCGCGCAAGCCGAAGACUACCUGUGCUACAAACACCUGAGCGGAGAGGUGCCGUGCAACAACCUCCUCAUUGAAAUGCUGCAUGCCAAGAGAACCUGCAUCUGACACAAACGCGCAUUCGCACACAACAGCCUGAUUCCUUCGCAACUGACGCUGUUAUCGACUACAUGUUUUGCAGCAGUCAUCUCUCGCACAGAGAAAACCUCAUCAACCAUGCCACUGUGUUUCUGAACGAGAAAGAGGGGAGAUGUCAGUGUUAAUGACUGUGUCUUAAAAAUAAAGGUUCUUCAUUGCCAUUGAUGGUUCCAUGAAGAACUUCUAACACCCAUGGAACCUUUCUGUUAUACAAAAAAAAAAUCUUUGUAGUGGAAAAUAAGAGAAAACAUUGUUGUUUUAAAGGGAUAGUUCACCCAAAAAGAAAAUUUGAUGUUUAUCUGCUUACCCCCAAGCACAUCCAAGAUGUUGGUGACUUUGUUUCUUCAGUAGAACACAAAUGAUGAUUUUUAACUCCAACCGUUGCAGUCUGUCAGUCGUAUAAUGGGUAUCAAUGGUAACAUAAUCUAUAAGAGCAAAAAAAAACAUGCACAGA